AUGGUGAUCUAUAACAAGUACUGGAAUGGGACGGAUUUCUUGGAAAUGACGGCAUCCAGUGUCUGUCAUCUGAUUUGGGAGGAAGUGCUCUUCAUUUGCGUGGCCGGCUGUAGGGUGGAAGAAGAGCUCUCUUCUGACCGAUUCAGGAAAUGGAUAUCCGAGACCGUCGAGCAUUCGAAAGAUCUUAAAGGAAUCUUCCUACUUGGCUGGCUCGAAGGACGUGAAGUAGACCUGCAGAGGAAAAAUGCUAUCAAAUCCAAAGAUCAAGAAGCCGUCAAACCAUUCCUUGACUUAAUUGAAGAUAAUUGUCUUACCAAUCUAUGGAUCCACCGCCAGAACUGUUUCUUGUUGAGCGCGCAAGACUUCCAGGUGCAAGUUCACCACGAAGUAUUCACCCAACGGAUGGGCGAAGAAUUUAAGAACGAUCCGAUUCUGUUUCGCACAUUCUUUGGGUCUUUGGAAAAGAAAGAGAUGGCGGCCGCGAAUGAGGAUGUUGGAAGUGCCGCCGAUGGUUUGGCUGGCCUACAAGUGGAUGACAAGAAGCCGCCGCUCAUCAAAACGGACACUGUUCAAAAGCCAGCAAAACCAAAGAAUCUGGACGCCCAGCUUCCGAACGGUUCCUUCACUCAUCUUUUGUGGAAUAUGGACGAGCUGUCGAGUCAAAAGCUCAAAAUCUUGACGUGGAUGCUGCACGAUAUGAAUAUCGACGUUGGCUUCAUCCUGAAGGCAGCGAACGUCCACUUAAGGCCGGAUGGCCGAAUUCCUGGAUACCAGAUCGUCACACCGCAACCAUGCUCAUUGUCGCAUGCUAUCGACCCAAAGGCCAGUAACAACGCUGUUCUUGGUGAAACCCGAAUGUUUUUUGUGUUUCGCGGCGAGAAAACGGUCCUACCUACGAUAUACGGUGGUCUCGACACCCUGGGUGGAGGUACAAAACAGGCCCGUGUCUGCUGGUUCGAAUACAAAGGGGUGAUGUAUAUCUGCAUGCAUCGAGAGUCUGAGACCCAAAACAAUACCGGAUCAGGAAAUUUUCCAAAGUUUUUGGACUCAAAGAUCACCAGAGUCGUCACCGCAGGUUUAAAAGGAAUUGUCGUUGUGGGAAUUCCUAGUAACCCCACCUAUGAACUUGGCACCAGUAGGCUAUUGAAUGCAAAUGCUCUUGAUCAACAAAAGUACCAGUCAAAAAGAUUUGUGGAUAUAUUUAUACGCCACGGAUUCGGUACGAACCAGGUUGUAUUCCCCGCGCCGCCGCGUUGGGUGAACAAAGAUCAAGGAAUGAGAAAUGCCUUUAUUCUCACCAAAAAUCUACAACUUGCUGGGCCACCUGGCAUCGGCUAUGCCUUUGAAUUAAAAGGGGCUACGCAACCAGUAAAAAGGAUUAUGGGCUGCGAAGCUAUUUUCUUUUCGCUGAACGACAAUCCAGCAACCGACCAAGGCACAUCGAAAGAAAUCAAAAAGGAAGAGCCU
This is a messenger RNA of Mesorhabditis spiculigera, 1467 nucleotides long. NCBI's taxonomy places the organism in Eukaryota, Metazoa, Nematoda, Chromadorea, Rhabditida, Rhabditidae. The record is from the annotation of a GenBank genome assembly.